Leptonychotes weddellii (Weddell seal) is the source of this 2393-nucleotide messenger RNA. RefSeq names its product WD repeat domain 45B (gene WDR45B). Gene Ontology annotation, molecular function: protein binding. The record is from RefSeq and is a predicted model, not a curated record. Lineage: Eukaryota; Metazoa; Chordata; Mammalia; Carnivora; Phocidae.
CGCGCACGCACGUCCGCCCCUCGCUUCCGGCGCGGCGGCCUCCGCCGGACAGACGGGACCCCAGCGCCCGGCCUCCCCGAGGGCAUGCGGCGCUGAGGAGCGGCGGACCUUCGCGGCGGCGCCAUGAACCUCCUGCCGUGUAACCCCCACGGCAACGGGCUGCUCUAUGCCGGCUUCAACCAGGACCACGGAUGCUUUGCCUGUGGGAUGGAAAACGGAUUCCGAGUCUAUAACACCGAUCCGCUAAAAGAAAAAGAGAAACAAGAAUUUCUGGAAGGAGGAGUUGGCCAUGUUGAAAUGUUAUUUCGCUGCAACUAUUUAGCUUUAGUCGGUGGUGGGAAAAAGCCGAAAUACCCCCCCAACAAAGUGAUGAUCUGGGAUGACCUGAAGAAGAAGACUGUUAUUGAAAUAGAAUUUUCUACAGAAGUCAAAGCAGUCAAGCUGCGGCGAGAUCGAAUUGUGGUUGUUUUGGACUCAAUGAUUAAGGUGUUUACGUUCACACAUAAUCCCCAUCAGUUGCAUGUCUUUGAAACCUGCUAUAAUCCUAAAGGCCUCUGCGUCCUGUGCCCCAACAGUAACAACUCCCUCCUGGCCUUCCCGGGCACACACACGGGCCACGUGCAGCUUGUGGACCUGGCCAGCACCGAGAAGCCGCCCGUGGACAUUCCAGCUCACGAGGGCGUCCUGAGCUGCAUUGCUCUCAACCUGCAGGGAACAAGAAUUGCAACCGCAUCUGAGAAAGGGACCCUUAUAAGAAUAUUUGAUACUUCAUCAGGGCAUUUAAUCCAGGAACUACGAAGAGGAUCUCAAGCAGCCAAUAUUUAUUGCAUUAACUUCAAUCCGGACGCUUCCCUCAUCUGUGUGUCCAGUGACCACGGCACAGUGCACAUUUUUGCUGCCGAAGAUCCAAAAAGGAAUAAACAGUCUAGUCUGGCUUCAGCCAGUUUCCUUCCAAAGUACUUCAGUUCCAAGUGGAGUUUUUCCAAGUUUCAGGUUCCCUCAGGCUCUCCAUGCAUCUGUGCCUUUGGAACAGAGCCAAAUGCCGUCAUUGCGAUUUGUGCAGACGGCAGCUACUACAAAUUCCUAUUCAACCCCAAGGGGGAGUGCAUCCGGGACGUCUACGCACAGUUUCUAGAAAUGACCGAUGACAAGCUGUGACUCCACCGGGAGUGCAACCAGCACCCACAGCCGGCCACCCCCGAAGCGCUGCGUGUGCCCUUCAGACUCCUGGGGUGGGUGCCGGUGCCCUUGGGCCUCGUGGCUCAGCGGCUGGAGGACUGCCCGGGGACCUUGGUCCUGAGGCCAUUCUGUGGUUGUCUGUUUCCUUGAGCAGGGCUUCCCAUUUCCAGUAUUAAAGGACGAAUCAUCAUCAAGGCAGUGUAGACGCUCAGUGGCUCUGAGCCACCCGGGCCCGACUGCUGGCCCGCGACCUUUAGUUCAGCUUUGACGCUAGCUUCUGCCCUCCCACCUGCGCCUCCCCCGUGCACCUGGGGGCUCCGUACACAUGUAGGGACUGGGUUGACAAAAGGAUGGACAAAUAGAAAUUUGUUUUGGCAAUAGAUUCCAUCAUUUUUACUGAGUCUGUAAUGGGGAAAUGAACAAAUGUGUCAAUGCGAGUUCUCGCAUUACACCAGAUUUCUAAAUAGAACAAGAAUACCAGCAGCUUGCCUUAGAAAAGGAGAAAGGAAUUCCUUCUCCCCUCUGAACAUGACGCAAAGAGACAGCCGUGUCAGCCUAGGGUGGGCGUCUCCCUGCGAGCUGGCGUCCUGGUCUCCCGGGCCUGUGGCGCGGCCGUCCCCGUCUGUCUGUCUGUCUGUCGGAGCUGCUGGCAUCACCCGCGGCGAGCAGAGCGCUUCGUGUGCCCCGCGGGUCUCCUGAGUUUCCCCGUUGUGUGUAGGGAGCAGAGUAACACGGAGACGGUCACUUAAUUUAGAGGAUGUGGAGGGAAGGGUUGGGCGCCACAGCGGCCGGGCCGGACACCGGGGCAGGAGCGGGAAGCCUCAGCCCGCCGCGCCCCCGUCGUUGCUCAGAGCCGCUCUCUCUAGCAUUCUGAGAAGGGAAGGCACAUGAUAACGUUUCCUAGCAUCGGUGGCUAAAACAGGUUAUGGGCUCUAUGUUGUUAGGACUCCCAGAGGUACGUAUUCCGUUUUCUUAAAUUCCCUUUACAGAAGCCUAAUUGUAUGGUUUUGAUUUCAGGUUGUAAACAUUGAAAGUCUGCAGCGGCAGCUCCUGGUUCUGCCAGUUCUCACUGUCAUGUAAUCAACUAACUUUGUAUGUGGAUUUCAGUGUAAAGUAUGCAUGUUACUUUGGUGUGUAUUUAAUCAUGAAAUUUAAUUUUGCACUUAUUUGUAAUGUUUCUUUUAAAUAAAAGUGACUAAUUUUGUUGUACUCUG